AGCUCGUGUACUUUAAUUUUGCUGUUUGUGAUUUGAGUCAGUUGAGUAUAUUUAAAUGGUGACAGAUAAGGAAUCUCGAGGUUGACAAUAUUUCCUUAUUGAAUAGCUGUUAUUUGUAAAUUCUGCUGAUUAAAAAAGUGACGUAAUUAGCGUACGUUUUUCUGAUAUUCUUAUCUUAAAGUUUUGUUAUUCAUUAUGGAAUGAGCAUGUAGUUCAGUAGUGCAGCGCAGAGUGUCUUAACUGUUCAGGUUGUUUUGUGUUCGCUUAGGCCGUUCCCGUGUACGUAAAAAUCCUCCCCUCGCAAACAAAAACAAUGUUACGACUGGUUUGAAGAUGUCACAUAGUCCAUGAAGAUAUUGGGGCAAUUUAAGAUGAAUGCACAAUUGGCAUCCCGGGAGAGGUCGCACUUCUUCUUCCGCUCGGAUAUAUCUAGCUCGCCGUCUAGUUCGUCCAGCCUUAAGCUUGACGACUAUGGGAAUCUCUUCGAUGAAGGAAAGGUUAAGACUAGGCUUCUUUCGAUGUGGAACAACGUGAAGUAUGGCAUGAAACUAAAGACAAAUUUUUCGAAGGAAUCUCCAGUGUGGUUAUUGGGGAAGUGUUACCAUAAGAAAGUUGAAAGCCCGUGCUCCGAUAGUACCGAACUUGGUACCGACGUCGUGGCUUUUCAAAGUCAAACGGACAUUGCGAAUAGCGACGAAGAGGGAUUCGAAGGAUUUAAAGCGGAUUUUAUGAGUCGUUUAUGGUUAACAUAUCGUAGGGAAUUUCCGGUACUAAACGGCUCGACCUUUAGCAGCGAUUGCGGUUGGGGAUGUAUGGUGCGAAGUGGUCAGAUGCUUCUUGCCGAAGCAUUAAUACGUCACUUCCUUAAUAGAGGGUGGCGCUGGAACCCGGAACAGCAACCUACCACCAAGCAAAGUUACAUUGAAAAUGUAAAUCAUAGGAAAAUUAUUAAGUGGUUCGGAGAUAAGCCGUCACGAAAUAGUCCAUUAUCUAUACAUUCUUUAGUUCAAUUAGGUGAAAGUAUGGGCAAGAAAGCCGGAGACUGGUAUGGUCCUGGAUUUGUCGCUCAUCUUUUAAAGAAGGCUGUAAACUUAGCAUCUAAGGAUAAUUAUGAAUUUGACUCUCUUCACGUUUAUGUCGCUCAGGAUUGCGCAAUUUAUGUUAGGGACGUGUUAGAACAGUGUUCCCCGAAAAAGGACGGAAAUUGGAAAUCUUUAAUUUUGCUUAUUCCCGUUCGUCUAGGCGCCGAGAAGUUUAACCCAAUUUACGCUCCAUGUGUGACGGCUCUUUUAAGCAUAGAACAAUGUAUUGGUAUAAUAGGCGGACGUCCGAAACAUUCCCUUUAUUUUAUCGGAUACCAAGAUGAUAAAUUAAUACAUUUAGAUCCUCAUUACUGUCAAGAGAUGGUGGACGUGUGGGCGGCAGAUUUUCCCCUAUCGAGCUUUCAUUGCAGAUCUCCUAGAAAAAUGCAUCUUAGCAAAAUGGAUCCGUCUUGCUGUAUCGGAUUCUACUGUAGUACCGAAGAAGAUUUUUUGAAUCUUAUUGAGAAUGUGCAAACACUAGUCAUACCACCCGGCCAGGGGGGUCACGCCGAAUAUCCUAUGUUCAUAUUUUGCGACGGCUAUCAAAAGGACGCCGAAUUACCUCCUAUAAGACAGUUACCUCCCGACGUUGAAUAUCCAGUUGAAGGCCAGGAUAGUGAAUAUGUCGAUGAUGAGGAAUUUGAAAUAUUAUAAAAAGGCUAAUCGUUCUACGAAGUUGCGUAAUAUAAUUAAACUUCAAAAACUUAUGUGGGAGCAAAUCAUUACGUUGAUAUCAAUUUGUUAUUUUUAGGAAAUUUAUACAGUUAUUGACUAUCGAUUAAGAAACCCUUUCUAUGAAAAUACAGAUUUGUUACAUGCUUCCAUAAAGUUACAAAGCGUGUUAAUGAAGUGUUUGUUGAUAUUUGUUAUGUUGUAUGACAACAAUGUAAUAAAAGGUGUGUUGAAUAAAUCAUACAGUUUA
Photinus pyralis (common eastern firefly) is the source of this 2004-nucleotide messenger RNA. RefSeq names its product cysteine protease ATG4D. The transcript has 7 exons. The record is from RefSeq and is a predicted model, not a curated record. Lineage: Eukaryota; Metazoa; Arthropoda; Insecta; Coleoptera; Lampyridae. The coding region runs from base 348 to 1736 and encodes 462 amino acids. Gene Ontology annotation, molecular function: protein-phosphatidylethanolamide deconjugating activity.